AUGGAUGUGGCGCCCUUGGUGCAAAGCUUCACCGCGGUGGCGCCCGACAGACUCAUCGAGUUGUGCCCCAGCCAAGAGGUCGAUUUGCUGCGGCUGGGCCAGCUGCUUGCUGCGCGCUUUUUCAACGAAUGCCUCCAGCUGCAGCGCGCCUUUGGUGAUUUGCGGGUCUCCCUGGCUGCUGCUAACGAGCAGCUGUCCAGUGAGGGCGAGCUGGGGCGGCUGAAGCAGCACUGCGAGGACCUGGAGCGACAGUUGCAAGAUCGGCAGGUGUCACUGGCUCCGCCAACGCCCAGGGGGGCGCUGGCUCCGCUGGCUCCACCAACGCCCAGGGAGGCCUGCGCGAACUGCUGUGAGGCACAGCGCCGGCUUCAGCGCUGCGAGGCUGAGCUGGCGGAGCUGCAG
Effrenium voratum is the source of this 402-nucleotide messenger RNA. Lineage: Eukaryota; Dinophyceae; Suessiales; Symbiodiniaceae. The record is from the annotation of a GenBank genome assembly.